AUGGACGACCUUUACGAGACGGAAAACUUUGACGAGCCCGCCAAUUACAUGGACGACGACUACAACGACGAGGACCAGGCGAUGCUCACCGCCGCCGAAGAGGAGGCGCAACAGGCCAUGGCAACCAUGGACCGGCUCGGCGAUACUCUCAAGGACAUCCAAAUGCGGCAACACUCCGUCCAGAUGAGCCGGCAGUACUACCGCGCGAGCUACCAGGCAAAUCCCCGAAGCUCCGGAGGCCAAGGACGGACGUCGAGCACGAGUACCAGUGGCAACUGCAACCCCGGCCAGUCGAGCGCACCAUUUGUCUGCUACGUUCAUGGUCAAGCGGAAGGUGAGAGUGCUCUCACCACUUUUCCAUCCACCGCAGAGGCGGUCGAGGAGGGCUUUGCCAUGAUCGACGGAAGCGCCACCAAACUGGCAGAACGGGACAAGGGCAACCAACCCUUGUUUGGCUUCGGGAACAGCACCGAAAGACGCUGCGUCAGCACCUGCAAAGUGGGGGUCACAGCCGGUGGCCAAAGUGGACAGGCGGAGAUACACACUUUGAACCAAGGUGUUGGCUCGAACCUCUUCAGCAUCGAUGCCAUGCGGACUUCGGGAGCGAUAGUGGGCUUUCGCUCGGGCCUCCUCGUGCUGACCGCCAUCAACGGCAGGAGGAUCAUCCCGCUGCGCAUGUCCUCGACAAGUCAUCAGUUGAUAUCGCUGGCACAAGAGGACAACUCCUUUCUGAUCUCGAUCCUGACGGGUAAAGAGAUUUCCAAUAAUGCACCCGUGCUGAAUGUGAAGCUGUUCGUCCUGCAGGCCGUUUGCCAGGCUCAGAAGCUCAAGCUUGUGAUCAGGUUGCUCCCUCGACUUCACCUCAUGGAUCGCCUGAGCCGUCCCAAGCUCGUGUUGCACCUGAAGGGCCUCGGCAAGGAGACCCCGGAGGCCUGGUCAAAACUCGAGAUCCGCCAGCUCAUCCACGAACGCGUGGAGGAUCAGCCGACACUGGCUGCAACGGUGGCCCACAAAACUCCUCUCGAGAUCCAGAUCAAUACAUACAUUCUUCUGUUUCUUCUGUUUCGGGCGAAGAGUCGUAGCGACGCGCACGAGCUCGUGCUGAGCAGUAAUCAGAUCUACCCCAGGAGCGAGCGCGGAUGUCAAAACACCUUCAUCGAGGUGAUAUCGGGGCAUCGGCGGUAUGGGAAGGCAAACUGCAAGCUGUACAUCCACAGCUGUCAUUCAAACGACCUGGUCUACCGGGCUGCGGGGCCAGAUGUCAAGGCGCUCGCCUAUCGUAUAAGCAACUAUGUCGACGAGACCUUGGGUGUGGCAGUAUCCGACACGGACACCAUUGCGGCCAUGCAGCGCCAAGCCAGCGACAAGAUUCUCCAGGAGUGCCAGGUGCAUGGCGCCGAUCCAGCUCAGCUUUCAGGACACCUUCUGCCCCGUCCCAAAACACGCGGACACAAGACGAAUACAUCGGGAACGGCAGCUAGCAGCAGCACUCCGAAGGCCCCGGCGACAGACUCUCGGGACGACCUCGUCUUGCAGCUGACGACUGCUCCUCAGGAUCUGAGGAAGUAG
This is a messenger RNA of Symbiodinium sp. CCMP2592, 1569 nucleotides long. NCBI's taxonomy places the organism in Eukaryota, Dinophyceae, Suessiales, Symbiodiniaceae. The record is from the annotation of a GenBank genome assembly.